Messenger RNA from Astyanax mexicanus (Mexican tetra), 2424 nucleotides. It is a transcript of the gene btg3, whose product is annotated as B-cell translocation gene 3. Gene Ontology annotation, cellular component: cytoplasm; nucleus. The record is from RefSeq and is a predicted model, not a curated record. Lineage: Eukaryota; Metazoa; Chordata; Actinopteri; Characiformes; Acestrorhamphidae. Gene Ontology annotation, biological process: negative regulation of mitotic cell cycle; negative regulation of cell population proliferation. The transcript is spliced from 5 exons. The coding region runs from base 1224 to 2015 and encodes 263 amino acids.
GGCUCUGGGCUCUGUGCUGAGAGAGACACAGUAACAGCAGCAAGAAGCAGGAGUGGUUUUAGCUGCUGAAAUGCGGCAGCACGGCGGGCCGCGCAGUUAACGCCGUUGUGCGCAGUGUUGUCCAGGGUUGUAGCUAAUUAGUUAGCUUAGCUUCAUAGUCCGCUGCUAGCCAGUUUAUAGCCUGUAUUUCGUGUUGUGCUCAUUAGAUAAGUAACGGCUGGUUAUUAAUUACAGAACUGUUAGUUAGUUUCUGUGUAAAGGCUCGGUUUCGCUUACUGCUGUUGUGUAGAUAUAUUACCCUAGUGUUCUCUGAUUGGCCGCUCUGGUUAGUGUUGAAUAUGUAGCGUAGACUAGUUUCACUGAACUGAGUUAAUGAAGUUUUUCUCUCAGAAUAAAGGUAUUGUUAAGUAACAGGACUGCGAGCUGCUGUGUAAUGUGAGCACCGUUAGCUUCUGGCUAAUUGCCCGGGUUUAGUGGGGCUGAUGAAGCUGAGCGCGCCAUUAUCUGAACUCUCCCGCCGAUCUGCCGCCGCUGCUGCUGCCUCCUCGGUUUAAGGGCGGUCAGCUCGGUUAUCGGCGGAUUUGCAGGUUGUUUUGGGGUUAGGAUUUCCACCAGUUGAUACGUUUCAGACUAGAGACCAGGACGGAUGCUUUUGAAAUAAGCUUUUUCCCAUAUUGUAGUCCUCGUGCACUCCUUUUCCUUACAUUCCUCUUUUUCAGUGAGAGAAGAGAGCUUUAGUUUGUCCUGACAGGAUUUUAGGUGGACUGAAACGGUGUCUGGGCCAUUUCCAUACACCUGUGAAUAUGCUUGUUGGUCAGUUCAGAUUUAAGUGGGUUUGUCUGUUAGAUUUGUUUUGUGUUGUUGUGGUGCUUAGCGCUGCAAACAACGGAGAACAGUUGGUUUAGAACUGCAUUUAGGAAGAAUUAACACACAUGACUGUCCAUUCCUGGUUUAAAAGUUAGUUUUAGUUUUUCCUUUUUAACAGCACACAAUCUGGAUCAGCAUUUGCUGGCUUUCUUCUCUGAUUGCUGUUUCACACUUUGUAUCACCCCUGUAUGAGCACCUCUUACAUAGGUCUGAUUGACUGCAGAGCGUCUGUCUUUGGUAAUAUUUGCAAUGCAUCUGAUUUGAUCUGUGAGUUUUUUGGGAGCACAAAUCCUUUACUGGCUAGAGAAGUGACACCUAAAUGGUCAGGAUCAACAAAGGAGUCUACAAAUCUAUAAAUGUCAAGUAUAGAGUUCUUCAACCCUAGAAUUUGGACCGGAUUUUCAGCCCUGCAGCUAACAAUGAAGAAAGAAAUUGCGGCAGUGGUGUUUUUCUUAAAGCGGUUGAUCAAGAAGGCUGAGAAGCUGGAUGUGGAGAAAGUGGAUCUGUUUGUGGAGCGGUUGACUGUGGCUCUGCAGGAAAAGUUCAGAGGUCACUGGUAUCCAGACAACCCUAACAAAGGCCAGGCUUUCAGGUGUAUUCGCGUAAACCGGUUCCUUAAAGAAGACCCAGAGCUACUGAGAGCCUGUGCUGAAAGCGGUGUGCAGUAUAAGGACCUUGGUCUUCCCAAAGAGCUCACAUUGUGGGUAGAUCCAGGAGAGGUGUGCUGCAGAUAUGGUGAGAGGAACCUUGCCUUCACUGUUGCCAGUUUUUCAAGUGAGGGUGAUGAUGAUGACAAAGAGGAUGUGACGAAGAAGGUAACCAGUGCUGUAGAGAGAGUGACCUCAGAUUAUCAUUCAGGAUCUUCUUCAGAUGAGGACAGUGGCUGCAGAGAGUCCUGUUUCACUCCAAGUUUCACUCAUAAUUGUCCCCCUUACCAGUUCAUCUACCCCGGUGCUCCUGUGUGGCAUCCUGUAUCCAGAAAGAAGCUUGGACCAGGGAAAGGACAUGGCCCGCCACGGCCAAACCAUUUUUUCCACCCUCCUGGGAGACACAGCCACUCCUUUAAACCAAACAGCUGGGUACCGAAUAGCUACCGAAGCAAACAUGGUUACUGGGUCAACAUGCCCAACAUGGUCCACCAACAUUAGUUACUAGUGUAGCACUGGUAGUUUAUGGUUCUGUGAAGGUGGAGGUUUUUGAAUAUACCACUAAGAUUACUGACCAAAUUUUUAAAGUAUUUUUGUAGUUCAGUUGUCACUUUUCAAAUUUGUGACCUUGUAUAUUUUUAAAGAAAUAUAACAGUAAGUCUUUUGCACUUUAGAGGGUUUGUAAUCAAGUGUUUAUAACAUAAUCUAUAUGUAUUGGAUUAGAAGUAUUUGGACAUUUUUAUAGGAAUUGUACUGUUUGUUACGUGGGAUCAAUAUUUGAUUAUACUUUACCCUAGUGUUUGUCAGUUGUGUUUCAAUGACCAUAUGUUUUAUUUAUUCACAUUAAAGUAUCGUUGAGAACAAUUAAGUUAUAAAUUCCAUUAAAACACAUAUUUUCUAAUCAAAAUGA